Molecule: messenger RNA, 2190 nt
Organism: Malania oleifera
Lineage: Eukaryota; Viridiplantae; Streptophyta; Magnoliopsida; Santalales; Ximeniaceae
Product: hexokinase-1-like
Exons: 9
Coding region: 338-1834 (498 amino acids)
Biological process (GO): glucose 6-phosphate metabolic process; glycolytic process; intracellular glucose homeostasis
Cellular component (GO): mitochondrion; cytosol
Molecular function (GO): ATP binding; D-glucose binding; fructokinase activity
Source: RefSeq, a predicted model, not a curated record
CUCUCGCCUUCGUUUCACCGGGAAAUAUAUAUAUAUAAAAAAGGUCUUUACAGUACAAAACGAACAGAGGAGAAAGAAAAUGGUCAAGAAAAUCUAAAUCAAGCGAUUUUCGGAGAAAACAAUCCGAAUUCCUCGAUUUUUCCUCUAUAAUUUGCGUUCCUCGAUCUAGGGUUUCCAUUUCUCCCUCCCUCUCGAUUGGAGAUCUUCGAACGCAUGCGCAGGAAUCAUCGUCUGUUCUAUCCUUGAAUCUUCUUUGAGAAACAUCUGAAGCUUAGCUGUCGCAUCGGGACCUGUUCGAGUCGUUCGGGUUCUUGUUAUUUGGGGUUCGGAGGGAGAGAUGAGGAAGGUGGCGGUCGGAGCGGCGGUGGUUUGCGCCGCGGCCGUCUGCGCCGCGACGGCGUUGGUGGUGCGCCACCGCAUGCGGAGCUCUUCCCGGUGGGCCCGGGCCAUGGCCAUACUGAAGGAGUUCGAGGAAAAGUGUGGGACGUCGAUCGCGAAGCUGAAGCAAGUGGCUGACGCCAUGACGGUGGAGAUGCAUGCUGGUCUCGCCUCCGAAGGUGGGAGCAAGCUCAAGAUGCUCAUCAGCUACGUAGACAAUCUCCCCACUGGGGAUGAGAAUGGAUUGUUUUAUGCUUUGGAUCUUGGUGGCACAAACUUCCGAGUCUUGCGUGUGCAGUUGGGUGGCAAAGAUUUACAUGUUGUUAAGCAGGAAUUUGAAGAAGUUUCGAUUCCUCCACAUUUGAUGGUUGGGACAUCAGAUGCAUUAUUUGAUUAUAUCGCUGCGGCACUUGAAAAGUUUGUUGCGACAGAGGGUGAAGGUCUUCAUGUUUCACCUGGUAAACAAAGGGAGCUGGGUUUUACCUUCUCAUUUCCAGUCAGGCAAUUGUCAAUUUCAUCAGGGACGUUAAUUAAAUGGACUAAAGGCUUCUCUAUAGAUGACACAGUUGGACAAGAUGUGGUUGGAGAAUUGACAAAAGCCAUGGAAAGAACUGGCCUUGAUAUGCGCGUGACUGCUUUGGUCAAUGAUACCAUUGGGACAUUAGCUGGAGGAAGAUACUACAGCAAGGAUGUCAUUGCUGCUGUUAUCUUGGGCACGGGAACAAAUGCAGCAUAUGUGGAGCGAGCACAUGCAAUUCCUAAGUGGCAUGGCCCUCUACCCAAAUCAGGAGAGAUGGUUAUUAAUAUGGAGUGGGGUAACUUUAGAUCAUCACACCUUCCAUUGACUGAAUAUGAUCAUGCACUGGAUGCUGAGAGUUUAAACCCUGGUGAACAGAUUUUUGAGAAGAUUAUAUCUGGUAUGUACUUGGGAGAGAUUGUACGCAGAGUCUUGUAUAAAAUGGCUGAAGACGCUGCCCUUUUUGGUGACACUGUCCCGCCAAAGCUAAAAAUUCCAUUCAUAUUGAGGACUCCUCACAUGUCAGCAAUGCAUCAUGACACAUCUCCUGAUCUAAGAGUGGUUGGAAGCAAACUGAAGGAUAUCUUAGAGAUAUCUAAUACUUCAUUGAAAACAAGAAAAGUUGUUGUUGAGCUCUGUGAUGUUGUUGCCUCUCGUGGGGCUCGUCUUUCUGCUGCUGGUAUAUAUGGCAUUCUGAAGAAGUUGGGAAGAGACACGGUUAAGGAAGGGGAGAAGCAGAAGUCAGUGAUAGCCUUGGAUGGAGGGCUGUUUGAGCACUACUCCAAAUUUAGCACCGGUAUGGAGAGCUCCCUGAGGGAGAUGCUGGGAGAGGGAGUCUCUGAGAAUAUCAUCAUCGAGCACUCCAAUGAUGGCUCGGGCAUUGGUGCUGCCCUCCUCGCAGCUUCGCACUCCCAGUAUGUUGAGGCUGAAGAGUCUUGAGCAGGUUGGAGCUAGGGUGCUUUUUUGAAAGAAAGCUUCAUUUUUUGUUAUUGCAUAUUUUUUUUGUCCAUUUAUCCUUUCUUUCCACAACUUGCGCCCGAUCGAUAGAGCACCAGCAACUUUUAUUUAUGCUCCCGCAGCGCAUGUAAGCGAGCAGCGGGGACAGCAUGCUGUUGGAGCACCUGGAAUUGGCCACAAUCUUUACUGUUCAGCCUGCCAUUCUGCUCCUUUGUUAAAUGUUGGAGGAAAUUGGCAUCUUGCCAUUUACUUUCUCCUUGAAGAAUAAAUUAGGGAUUUUAAUUGUUUCUUUGAGUGGCUACUGCAAAUAAAAAUAAGAAUUGUUUUGAUAUUAUUAA